Messenger RNA from Camellia sinensis, 930 nucleotides. RefSeq names its product protein FAR1-RELATED SEQUENCE 5-like. NCBI's taxonomy places the organism in Eukaryota, Viridiplantae, Streptophyta, Magnoliopsida, Ericales, Theaceae. The record is from RefSeq and is a predicted model, not a curated record.
AUGGAGGUUGAUGGACUUGAAAGGAGUAUAGAAGAUAAUGCUAGAUUGUUAAAAGAGCACACACCAAGUCUUGGAACUGAGUUUGAGUCAGAGGAAAUUGCAUAUCAAUUCUACAAUAAAUAUGGAAAAAUUAUGGGAUUUAGUAUUAGAAGAGAUUACCAUACGAAAAGCAAGAAAGAUGGUAUAAUGGUUAAUAGAAAGUUUGUUUGCUGUAAACAAGGAGAAAAAGAUAAACGAAGUGAAAUGGUAAAACAACCUCGACAAGACACAAGAACUAAUUGUAAAGCAUUCAUGUAUGUCUCUUUAGAUCGGGAAUUAUCAAAAUGGGUUGUUACAAAGUUUGAUGAUACCCAUAACCAUAUUAUGCAUCUUCCUCAAUGUGCUCAUAUGAUGCCAUCUCAAAGAAAGGUUUCUGAAGCUCAAGGUAUAAAUAUGGAAUUAGCUGAUGCUACUGGUUUAUCACUCAAAGCAUCACAUGAUCUCAUUAGUACUCAAGCAGGCGGGAAGGAAUUUGUAGGAUUCACGCGAGAAGACCAAAAGAGCUACUUGCGUAUAAAAAGACAGAGAGACUUGCAAUAUGGUAAAGCAGGUACUUUGUUGAGAUAUUUUCAAAAGCAAGCUGCUAAUAAUCCAUAUUUUUACUAUGCAGUUCAAUUGGAUGUUGAUGAAAUGAUAACCAAUAUUUUUUGGGCUGACCAUCAGAUGAUUAUAGAUUACGAAAAUUUUGGGGAUGCUGUUUCAUUUGACACAACAUUUCGAACAAACAAAGAGUAUCGAACAUUUGCUCUUUUUACUAGCUUUAACCAUUUUAGAAUGACAAUGAUUUUUGGUGCCGCUUUACUAUAUGAUGAAACCACAGCAUCAUUUGCGUGGUUAUUUGAAACUUUCUUGCAUGCAAUGUCGGGAAAAAAGCCCAGUACUAUUUUAUAG